Messenger RNA from Salpingoeca rosetta, 1139 nucleotides. RefSeq lists its product as uncharacterized. Lineage: Eukaryota; Choanoflagellata; Craspedida; Salpingoecidae. The transcript is spliced from 2 exons. Bases 32 to 772 code for a protein of 246 amino acids. The record is from RefSeq and is a predicted model, not a curated record.
UAACAACCCAAGCAAACCCGUUGUUGUGGCGAUGGAUGAUGGUGGUGAUGAGUGGGAUGAAGGUGGUGGUGAUGUGAGUGAGGGUGAGGAGAACGACGACGUUGUUGACGACGACGGAGAGGAAGACAAUGCAGGAAACAGUGAUGAUGAUGAAAACAGCGGAGAGAAAAAGGACGAGGGCGGAGAUGACGGUGACGAAGAAGAGGAGCAAGAGGGUGCUGAAGAUGAGGAUGAUGCAUUUGCAUUCGAUGGCAUGGACGAGGAGGUGCAGAAGCUGCUAUCCUUUGAUGCAUUGAAACAAGCGGCAAAGGAACUGACCACGUUCCCGCGCAUCCCAGGGCCCGCGGCAGUGCUGUUGGAGCGAAGUAAUGACCUGUACAAGGCUGGGCAGUAUGCCACGGCGCUGCGGUCUUACUUGCGCACCCUCAAGGAGGCGGAAUCCGGCCUGGAGACGUACCUUGUUCUCGUCACGCUCCUCAACGCUGGAGAAUGCAGCAUGCACGUCACAGAACCCGACCUCAAGGCCCUCGGCGAGAGCCUCCUUCGUCGUGCCAUGGACCAGAUUGACCAGAACCCUGGGCCGCAGGCACGCGCGUCGUGUCAUGAGUACAUCGUACAUGCGGCGCGAUACUGGUGGGCGGCGGAACUGAAGCUGCCAGAGCCCCCAAAGAAGACAAAGAAGAAGAGGAGAAAGGGGUCGAAGAAAGGCGGCAAGGGAAAGAAGAAACUCACCAAGAAAGGCUCCAAGAAGAAUAAGAAGAAGAAGACAUAGAUGCGCGGCGUGAGGGCGACAUGGAAAACGCCAGCGUGUGUGUGGACUCGCACAUGCCCCUCUCCACUUGCCCUGUGUCAUCAUUCACUGACACCUUCUGACCGUGUUACGUUUGCGACCAUGUUACGUGUCACGCACGAACCAACAACAGCAACUGCAUCACUGCCCACCACCUUCCUUUCCUUGGUUCCUUGUCUUGACUUUGAGCUCGCGCAUGUCGCGCCCAUUGCGUUGUUAUGUGACAGUCACCUUAUCUUGCUCUUGUUACAUCCCAGCCCACACUCGCCUGUCGGCAUGCAAUGUGGUAAUAACCACAAGUGCUCUUUCCUCCUUUCUCAGUCUCCAUUGUAAACGACCACGACACACA